GCCCCCCUGCGUCGCCGCAGCAGAGCAGCUGCAACCUGCUCCAGAAGGAAGACACGGCUGAUGAGCAGCGGCCAAAAGAGAAAGCGCGAUUUGAUCGCUUCCGCCUCCACUAGCCGCCCCGCCAUCCUUGGCGCCGGCCGGCCGGCCGCCGCCGCGCCGCGCCCUGGCCUCCCGGCGGCUCCGCUGCCACUGCGCGCUUCGCCGGAGCAGCUCGCGUAGGGCGGCACUGCCGGAGGCAGACGAGGAAGGUGCUGCUGCUCCUUCUGCCGCCCGCGUGGUGUGAGAUCCAUCCAGCUUGGAGGAGGAGGAAGAGGUCUUGGCUUCUAGACGUUGCGACCCAGAUCUUGAUGCAUCUGCUGAGAGUAGUUUACUGAUCUAGAGGAGGGGUUGGGUUCUUGACCCGAUUUGGUGGGGGCUUUGCCACUGGGAUAGGGGGACAGUUAGGCCUGCUGGAUCUUUAUCACCAGUUGUUGGUCCUGUCCUUUCCGUUGGCCUGGGAAGCAUUCACAUGCCGGUGGCCACCGGUUUGGUACUUUCUUGACGGAUUGGUUUAAGUGCUGUCUGUGGGGUUGUUGUGCUCCUCCUCCUUGCUUCUCAUUUGGUGGUGAUUGGUGGGGGGGAAGAAGAAGAGCUUGGGAAAACAAAAAGGAAGAGGAAGAUUUUCUCUCUUGUUUGCGGGUCAUUUCUCGCCGUGGCACGAUGAAGUAUAUGAAGCUUGGAUCAAAGCCCGAUGCCUUUCAGACAGAGGGCAGUAAUAUCAGGUUUGUUGCAACAGAGCUGGCAACGGACAUUGUUAUCUCCAUUGGGGACGUCAAAUUUUAUCUUCACAAGUUCCCUCUUCUAUCAAAGAGUUCGCGAUUGCAAAGAUUAGUGGCUUCAAGCAACGAGGAGAAAAAUGAUGAAUUGGAUAUCUCUGACAUCCCUGGUGGACCUUCAGCAUUCGAAAUUUGUGCCAAGUUUUGCUAUGGCAUGAUUGUAACACUCAAUGCAUACAAUGUCCUCGCUGCCCGUUGUGCGGCUGAGUAUCUAGAGAUGUUUGAGACAAUUGAUAAAGGAAACCUCAUAUACAAAAUUGAUGUGUUCCUGACAUCAAGCGUGUUUCGCACCUGGAAGGACUCAAUCAUAGUUUUACAGAGCACGAAGUCAUUGCUACCUUGGUGUGAGAAUUUGAAGAUAAUCAACCACUGCAUUGACUCUAUUGGAUCGAAGGCUUCGAUUGAUCCAUCAGAGGUUGAGUGGUCAUACACUUACAACAGAAAGAAACUUCCAUCUGAGAAUGGUAUUGAUUCUCAUUGGAAUGGUGUCAGGAAGCAACCGAUGGUCCCUAACGACUGGUGGGUUGAGGACCUUUGUGAGCUUGAGGUGGAUUUGUACAAGCGGGUGAUCAUGACCAUUAAGGCAAAGGGAAGAACACCGCCUGUUGUGAUUGGAGAAGCACUGAGGGCCUAUGCAUACCGGCGACUUCUUGGUUCCCUUGAAGAUGCUGUGAGUAAUGGAGUUGACUGCACGAAGCGUCAUGCAGCUCUCGAUGCUAUUGUAUUUCUCUUGCCCACUGAGGAAGGUUCAGUGUCAUGUGGUUUUCUUCUUAAGCUGCUAAAAGCUGCAUACUUGUUGGAAUCUGGGGAGUCCCAUCGCAAUAACUUGAUCAAGAGAAUAGGGGCACAAUUGGAUGGUGCUUCAGUUGCGGACCUUCUUAUACCAGUAAAUACAGAUGAAAACAGUGUAUAUAACAUAGAUUUGGUCAUGGCAAUAGUGGAGGAGUUCAUGUUGCAGAAUAGUGAUAAUGGUAAGGCGAAACUUCAAGAUGAUGAAGAAAUCGUAGAUGCUGAGAAUGUGAGUGUGACGACUGUUUCCAGCACGUCAAAACUGGCAGUUGCGAAGCUGAUCGAUGGAUAUCUUGCUGAGAUCGCCAAAGAUCCCAACCUUCCUCUUCCAAAGUUGAUGGCGCUUGCUGAAAUGGCGUCUUCUCUACCCCGACCAACGCAUGACGGGCUCUAUCGUGCCAUUGACAUGUAUCUGAAGGAGCACCCAAGCCUAUCGAAGAGUGAAAAGAAGAAAUUAUGCGGACUGAUGGACUGCAAGCAGCUCUCGCAGGAUGCAUGCAUGCAUGCUGUGCAGAAUGAGCGCCUCCCCCUGCGUGUGGUUGUGCAAGUUCUCUUCUUUGAGCAAGUCAGGGCAUCAGUUGCUUCUGCAAGGAGCGACCCUUCAGCUGAGCUACCAUCCGCUGUUCGCUCGCUUCUUCCCAGAGAGAAUGGCAACUCCAUUGGCAGCUCCAGGUCAGCGGCCACAACGACAACGGAGGAGGAGUGUGGGGUCCCGACAUCGAGUGACAUCAACUCUUUAAGGUCGAUGAGGCUGGCCAACAACAGCGGCGGCAGUGAGAGGAGCAGUGGCAGCAGUGACACGAACAAGAAUGGCGAUGACAAGAGCGGAGCAGGAAAGGCAAAGGGGAUGCUGAUGCCGAAGAAGAUACUGAGCAAGCUCUGGUCCGGCAAAACGAACGCCGGUGAGAACAGCAGCUCAGACACGUUGGAGAGCCCUGGGUCGGUGAACCCGGAGGAGGUGAAGUCCACACAGUCGCGGAUCACAAGGCGCUCGGUGUCCUAGUCGCCAGGGUUAAGGGGGGUCACAGCCAUAGUUUUGUUCUUGCUCUUGAUUUGCCUUCACUUAAGAGUAGUAGCAAUCUCAAAAUGUGGAGUACUACUACUGGCCUCACUUGUGAUAUCGCCAAUGAUGUUUUUUUUUAGCAUGGAAUGCUUGUAAUUGGAGUAGGAUUGGUCAUUGGCGAUGUUUUCAGCAAAGUUUCAGGGGUUAUUCAUGUGAUCCUUUCCCCACUAGGAAUACGAAGAAAGUACAGUUCUUUAUAACUGGUGUUUUUGAA
This is a messenger RNA of Panicum hallii, 2881 nucleotides long. RefSeq names its product BTB/POZ domain-containing protein NPY4-like. NCBI's taxonomy places the organism in Eukaryota, Viridiplantae, Streptophyta, Magnoliopsida, Poales, Poaceae. The transcript is spliced from 5 exons. Bases 700 to 2607 code for a protein of 635 amino acids. Gene Ontology annotation, molecular function: protein binding. The record is from RefSeq and is a predicted model, not a curated record.